UCGACAGCGCGCGCAAGAGUGGAACGCAUCGCGCGUACGUCAAAAAUUGGCGCGAAAACUUACGAGUCCACAGACGAUAAAUGGAAAAGUUUUUUUUAUUGACAUUCAAAUCCAGCCAGCGAAAGACGUGCAGUAUUAUUGAAAGUGAUCGAGGAACUCUUUGCAGUAUUAUGUUUUUAGUUUUGGUGUAAAAUGAGGUCGUUGUUGUUUAUUAUUUUGGCGGGAUAUGCUGUCAGAUGCGACGAUGCAAGCUACUACGUGAUAGAGAUGCCUGAAGAGUCCCCGCGAGAGUUCACCAGGCCCUUCAGGGUAUACUGGAACGUGCCCACCAUGCAGUGCCGGUCUAAGAAGAUUCCCUUCACAGGGCUUUAUGAGAAGUAUGGGAUAAUACAGAACAGCGGCGACAGCUUCCGCGGCGAAAAGGUGGCCAUACUGUACGACCCGGGUCUGUUUCCCGCGCUUUUGAAGAACGAAACGAGCGGGAAAUUCAAAUUCAGAAACGGCGGUGUGCCGCAGGAGGGCGACUUGGAGAAACAUUUGGUUGCGUUCAGAAACGCAUUGGAACAAAGCGUGCCAGAUGAACAGUUUAGUGGCAUCGGCAUCAUCGACUUCGAGUCGUGGCGGCCGGUGUUUCGCCAGAACUUCGGGAUACUCAUCCCAUACAAGGACAUCUCGUACCAGAUCGAGAGGAAGCUGCACUGGUUCUGGACGGAACGAGCCAUACAGGCCAGGGCCCGCCAGCGCUUCGAAGAGGCCGGUCGCGCGUUCAUGCAGACCACUCUCUCGGUGGCCAAGCAGAUGCGGCCGCGCGCGCUGUGGGGCUACUACGGCUUCCCGUACUGCUUCAACAUGGCCGCCGGCACUAUGGAGGAGCACUGUCCUGAUAAAGUCAAGCAGGAGAACGACAAGACAUACUGGCUGUGGUCAGAAUCGACAGCUCUCUACCCGUCAGUAUACAGCUCGCGACAAAUAACCGGGCGCGCGCUGGCAGCGUUGGUGCGUGAGCGCGUGCGUGAAGCGAGGCGGGAAGCGCGCGCUGGAACUCCAGUGUUGCCAUACUUCUGGUUUAGAUACCGGGAGGGCGGGUUCCUUAGCCAGAAUGAUCUUGAUACGGUCCUCGAGACGCUUUAUAAAGCGAACGCAUCCGGCUUCAUCAUCUGGGGCAGCUCCAAUGACGUCAACACCAUCGAGAAGUGCCAGAACCUUCUGCAGUACACAGAAGAAGUUAUGGGACCGGCCAUAGCCAAGUACACUAAACCCCACUUCAAAAACAGCACGGAUACCACCAGUAAUCCGGUUAGUAACUCCGGUCUAACCACCUGGAGACCUAUACUAAGAGAUCAUCUCAAUAACACAACCACAACUAAACCCACGCCCGACCCCGAAUAUGAAUGGGAGCCACCUGAAAACUACACUCAAGAUAUAGUACUCUACGUCGAUCAAGAACUAAAAAAGAAACCAGGUUAUAACUCUACAAAGACUACGAAUGACACAGUACACAUUUAUCCUAAGAAGAACUUAUUACUAGAUAUAAUAAUGAAUAUUUUUAAGCUCGAUAAAGAGGACACAGACGUGAAAGAGAAUGCAGUCAAUAUACGCGAUGACGACAACCAAAAUGGAGAUAGAAAUACCAUUGCAUUCACAAGUAAAGUAAACACUGAAUAUAAUUCAAAAAUCACAACAAUUCCACCAAAUAUAAUAACUCAUAAUCCGUUGUUAUCAUUACUGAAAGAUGAAAAGAAAGGAACACCAGAGAAAAAAUACAUUGAAAAAAAUCUUCACAAUAAACCGAAUAAUAGUGUCAAUAGUAAAGUAACUACAACACCUUUGUACACGACAAAGAGUUAUGUCUCUUUUACAGAUAAAAACGAUAGUUCUGAAAAUAUGACGAAGAAUUUUAUUGAUAGUCAAGAAAACAUGACAACUACAACUGAACCAAAUAAUGUUACCGAAAACAAUGACGACAUAUUAUACGAUAUUGUACAACUAGAAAGUAAUGCAUCAUUAAUUGCAUAUUCAGACGUGCAAGACAAUGUAACAGUUACAACUGAACCAAACUUAGUUACCGAGAAUAGCGAAAGUUUGUACAACUUUACACAAAGUACAGAAAACGCGUCCACUGGAAAUAUAGAUUUUUCUACAGAAGUUACCAAAUUGUCUACAUUUGGCAAUACCGUAGAUAACAUCACAGAAAUUUAUUCCAAUAUAAAUAAUUAUGAAGUCACAAAUACUAGUCAAGAUGAUACAGAUGUGAUAUUCAAUGAAGAAACAAAUACUUUAGAUAACAAUACAGAGAAAGAUUCAGAUUAUUCAACGCCAAACUAUAAAGAAGUUUCGUCAACACAAAAAUCACAAAUUGAACUACAUUUAGUAGAAAAAGCACAAGUAAAAAUGCCAUCUAAAGAUUAUAAAAAGGGCUAUGUUGGACUAAAUACAAUUAACAUUAAAUCUACUUCAGAACCAAGCACUAAUAGUGCGACAGAUUUAGAAUCUACUACUAAAAAAUACGAAAUAAUAAAAGAUAUUGAAUCUUUUACUGAAGAUUAUAGAGAUAUUAUUUAUGACGAUAAUGAAAGAUUAAGUACUGAUAUAAAAGAGACUGAUGAAUAUGUUUCAUUAGGAAUAAAUGCCAUAGAUAAUAUUAUUUUUUCUAAUACAAAUAAUUUAAAAGACAGAAAGAAGGGUUUUGUUUUAGGUAGAGAAGACAAAAGUACAAAUACUGAGUCUACAAUAAGUACUAGUGUUGAAGAAUUAAGUAAAAGUACAACAGAAUAUAAGGAAUUGACUGCUAGUGAUGUACCUGAAUUAGAAAAUGAGGGAUAUUAUGUAAUAAGAGAUGACACGACAGAAAGUUGGGAGACGACGACUGAGGGACUCGAGGUGGCAGGCACAUCCUACGGCAUCGUCGUCCAAAGCUACUAUAUUUACACACUUAUUUCUGUCUAUUCUAUGUUUAAUAACAUGUAAAUCAUUUGGUGAUUUGAAAAAAUCUGUAUCUUUGUGUUCUCUAUUAUUCGUAACUAACGUUUUAUCUGUGAUAUAUUUUAGUUUAGAUUAAAUGAAGUUUAAUUGUUAGUUAAUAAAUAUU
Molecule: messenger RNA, 3088 nt
Organism: Ostrinia nubilalis (European corn borer)
Lineage: Eukaryota; Metazoa; Arthropoda; Insecta; Lepidoptera; Crambidae
Exons: 8
Coding region: 193-2967 (924 amino acids)
Biological process (GO): carbohydrate metabolic process; hyaluronan catabolic process; defense response
Molecular function (GO): hyalurononglucosaminidase activity
Source: RefSeq, a predicted model, not a curated record